Messenger RNA from Rhinopithecus roxellana (golden snub-nosed monkey), 1815 nucleotides. It is a transcript of the gene LAMP2, whose product is annotated as lysosomal associated membrane protein 2. The record is from RefSeq and is a predicted model, not a curated record. The transcript is spliced from 9 exons. Gene Ontology annotation, biological process: protein targeting to lysosome involved in chaperone-mediated autophagy; autophagosome maturation; cellular response to starvation. Gene Ontology annotation, cellular component: autophagosome membrane. The coding region runs from base 255 to 1487 and encodes 410 amino acids. Lineage: Eukaryota; Metazoa; Chordata; Mammalia; Primates; Cercopithecidae.
GUGGUCGCCCCGCCCACCGGCCUCUACAUCACCACCCCUCUCGCCGCUUUCAAGCGCGGAGAUUGGCUGUAAGCAAGAAAGAGCCACGCCCCUAGUCUUAUGACUCGCACUGAAGCGCCGAUUCCUGGCUUUUGCAAGGCUGUGGUCGGUGGUCACCCGUGCUCUUGACCCAGGUCCAGCGAGCCUUUUCCCUGGUGUUGCAGCUGUUGUUGUACCGCCGCCGUCGCCGCCGCCGUCGCCUGCUCUGCGGGGUCAUGGUGUGCUUCCGCCUCUUCCCGGUUCCGGGCUCAGGGCUAGUUCUGGUCUGCCUCGUCCUGGGAGCUGUGCGGUCUUAUGCAUUGGAACUUAAUUUGACAGAUUCAGGAAAAGCCACUUGCCUUUAUGCAAAAUGGCAGAUGAAUUUCACAGUACGCUAUGAAACUACAAAUAAAACUUAUAACACUGUAACCAUUUCAGACCGUGGCACUGUGACAUAUAAUGGAAGCAUUUGUGGGGAUGAUCAGAAUGGUCCCAAAAUAGCAGUGCAGUUUGGACCUGGCUUUUCCUGGAUUGCGAAUUUUAGCAAGGCGGCAUCUACUUAUUCAAUUGACAGCAUCUCAUUUUCCUACAACACUGGUGAUAACACAACAUUUCCUGAUGCUGAAGAUAAAGGAAUUCUUACUGUUGAUGAACUUUUGGCCAUCAAAAUUCCAUUGAAUGACCUUUUUAGAUGCAAUAGUUUAUCAACUUUGGAAAAGAAUGAUGUUGUCCAGCACUAUUGGGAUGUUCUUGUACAAGCUUUUGUCCAAAAUGGCACAGUGAGCACAAAUGAGUUCCUGUGUGAUGAAGACAAAACUUCAACAGUGGCACCCACCAUACACACCACUGUGCCAUCUCCUACUACAACACCUACUCCAAAGGAAAAACCAGAAGCUGGAACCUAUUCAGUUAAUAAUGGCAAUGAUACUUGUCUGCUGGCUACCAUGGGGCUGCAGCUGAACAUCACUCAGGAUAAGGUUGCUUCAGUUAUUAACAUCAACCCCAAUACAACUCACUCCACAGGCAGCUGCCGUUCUCACACUGCUCUACUUAGACUGAAUAGCAGCACCAUUAAGUAUCUUGACUUUGUCUUUGCUGUGAAAAAUGAAAACCGAUUUUAUCUGAAGGAAGUGAACGUCAGCAUGUAUUUGGUUAAUGGCUCCGUUUUCAGCAUUGCAAAUAACAAUCUCAGCUACUGGGAUGCCCCCCUGGGAAGUUCUUAUAUGUGCAACAAAGAGCAGACUGUUUCAGUGUCUAGAGCAUUUCAGAUAAAUACCUUUGAUCUAAGGGUUCAGCCUUUCAAUGUGACACAAGGAAAGUAUUCUACAGCCCAAGAGUGUUCGCUGGAUGAUGACACCAUUCUAAUCCCAAUUAUAGUUGGUGCUGGUCUUUCAGGCUUGAUUAUCGUUAUAGUGAUUGCUUACGUAAUUGGCAGAAGAAAAAGUUAUGCUGGAUAUCAGACUCUGUAACACUAAUCAAUACGUGAUCUCUGUUACAAAAGAAAAAAGCAAGUACAAGUUCCAACAUGCAAUACUGGUCAAUUUAAGGUAUAUUUAGUUGCAGUCCGGCUCUUUAGAAUGGGUGGUGUGGGGGAUUUCAAACUUAAACAAAAAACUAUCAACUACAAAUUAGUUGCCUGACUUUGGUUUCUCCAACCAAGCAAUUUAAAACUUAUUUUUACAGCAAAAGAUGUGCAAAAUCACUGAAUUAUAGGUUCUGUUUUACUGUCUUGAAUUAGUAUUUCAGUGUUUUCAUUUUAGACAUUCAGACUAAAAAUACACAGUUUAGAAAAAACAA